Messenger RNA from Vidua chalybeata, 3565 nucleotides. RefSeq lists its product as uncharacterized. Lineage: Eukaryota; Metazoa; Chordata; Aves; Passeriformes; Viduidae. The transcript has 7 exons. Gene Ontology annotation, cellular component: cytoplasm. Gene Ontology annotation, biological process: intracellular signal transduction; negative regulation of protein tyrosine kinase activity. The record is from RefSeq and is a predicted model, not a curated record. The coding region runs from base 242 to 2527 and encodes 761 amino acids. Gene Ontology annotation, molecular function: protein kinase inhibitor activity.
GGCGGGAUUUUUGGGACUAACGGAAAAGGAGGAGUGGGAAAAGGCGGGGUUUGGGAAAAAAGGCGGAUUUGGGAAAAAAAAAGGCGGAUUUGGGAAAAAAAGGAGGGAGAUCCCAAAUCCCGUUGGAUCUGAGAUUCCGCCGGGAGACAAACAAAAUUAAUAAAAUUAAAAGAACUUCGAGUAAUUAAAACCUGAAAUAAUUCAAAGGAGAUUAAUCAGAAAUAAACCAAAGAAAUUAAAAAUGGCGCCGGCGCCCCGCCGCCAUCUUGAGGCGCGGCGGUGCCGUAACACAAGAUGGCGUCACCCACCGAUACACUCCCCCUGUUGUUUCUCGCCGCGUUUCAAAGCGAGCCGGGACCAAACCAAAUGUGGCGGUUUCGCCAGCACCGAUUUCACUCCCGGGAUCGAUUUGAGCUCCCGGAAACCGGGCGGGAGGCAGCGAAACGGAGGGCAGAAGGAGCCGCCAUGUUGUACGGCAGGAGGAAGAUGGCGGCUUUUCCUGUUCCGGUGUGGGUGUGGCGCGGGAACUGAGGGCGAACCCAAAUUUGAAAUGAGCAGGGGAGAUUUGGCGAUGCCUGGGGGGGGUUCAGUGAGGUCUGGGGGGGCUCGAGGGUCCUUCUCCCCCUCCAGUUUUGAGUGGUUCCGCCCAACUUUUCCUUGGCUUCACCGCCAUCUUGAGGCGCGACGUAGGCGUUCAACAAGAUGGCGGCACCCUGCCACCACCCUCGGUGCUACUUUGAAGGAAUUUUUACCGCAAAUCGCGGCCAAGCAGGGCGAGACGGAUCCGCCACCACCGUUCAACCCUCGACACCGAUUUAAACCCAACGGGAAGCGGGAGAACGGCGAGAUGCCGGGUUUUAAUACGCAGGUUGGGCGCCGCCAUGUUGUACGGCAGGAGGAGGCUGAGGAGAACUUCCGGUUCCGGUGGGGGAGCGGCCCCUCAGCGGUGGCGGAGCGGGGGGUCCCCCACCACAAACUCCCAAAAUUCCUUAAAAAUUCCCCAAAAAAUGGAUUGAAGCCACUCCCCACCCUUGGAUGGCCCCCUGGAAUUUUGGGGGGUCCCAAAAUGGGGGAUUCGGAAAAUCCCGGGAAUCCCCCCAAGGAGGAGGAGGAGGAGGAGGAGGAGGAGGAAGAGGAGGAAGAGCUGGACCCCCGGAUCCAGGAGGAGCUGGAGCACCUGAACGAGGCCAACGCUGAGAUCAACCGGGGGGAGCUGGAGCUGGAUGCCGCCCGGUGCCGCUAUCGCCGCAUCCUCUCGGAUUCCGCCCGGAAGUUGAACUCCCAGGGCUCCCAGCUGGGCACCUGCAUCGACAGAGCCCGGCCCUACUACGAGGCCCGCAGGAGAGCCAAGGAGGCGCAGCAGGAGACGCAGCGGGCGGCGCUGCGCUACGAGCGGGCGGUGGGGAUGCACAACGCGGCGCGGGAAAUGGUCUUCGUGGCCGAGCAGGGAAUGGGCACCGGCAAGAACCGCCUGGACCCCACCUGGCAGGAGAUGCUCAACCACGCCACCAGGAAGGUGAACGAGGCGGAGCAGGAGCGGCUCUGCAGCGAGCGGGAGCACCAGCGCGUGACGCGGCUCUGCCAGGCGGCCGAGGCCGAGGUGCAGCGGCUGCAGAAAUCCCUGCGGCGCGACAUCGCCCGCAGCCGGCCCUACUUCGAGCUCAAGGCCCAGUUCAACCAGCGGCUCGAGGAGCACAAAUCCCGGGUGAAUUCCCUGGAAUCCGCCGUCUCCCAGGCCAAGCUCCGCUACUCCGUGGCCCUGCGGAACCUGGAGCAGAUCAGCGAGGAGAUCCACGCCCGGAGAUUCCAGAGGAUCCUCCGGAAAAAAAAACACCGGGAAAACCCCCUGGGAGCCGAGGGCGGCCCCCAGAACACCGAAAUCCACGGAAUUCCCGGAGAAAUCCCUGGAAUUCCCAGCGAAAACCCCAAAAUUCCCGAAGAAAUCCACGGAAUUCCUGGAGAAAUCCCGGCUGGAAUGGGCAGAAUUCCUGGCCAAAAUCUUGGAAUUCCCGGUGAAAAUCCCAAAAUUCUCAGUGAAAAUCUUGGAAUUCCCAGGGAAAUCUCGGCUGGAAUGGGAAGAAUUCCUGGAAUUCCGAGUGAAAAUCUCAGAAUUCCGACGGGAAUUCCUGGUGAAAGUCCCGGAAAUUCCAUCGAAAUCCCAGCCAGAAUGAGCAGAAUUCCUGGAAUUCUGAGUGAAAAUCUCAGAAUUCCGAGUGAAAUUCCUGGAAUUCCCGAUGAAAUCCCAGCUGGAACGUGUGGAAUUUCCGGAAUUCCGGCAGAAAUCCCUGGAAUUCCGCAGGAAAUUCCCGGAAUUCCGCAGGAAAUGUCGACGUCCGGGGAUUCGCUGUCGCUGCUGAGCCUCCAGACCAUCGCCUCAGACCUGCAGAAAUUCGACUCCGUGGAACAUUUGGCGGGAAUUCCCGGAAUUUCGGGAAUUCCGGACGCGCUGAGCCUGCACAGCGAGGAGCUGGGGGAGGGCCGGGAGAGGCGGCGGAAUUUCCGGCACCACCGGAGCGUCAGCCUCUGAGUUUGGGGGGAAAUCCGGGAAUUCCGAGGGGAAAGGCCAGGAAAUACAGAGAAAUCCAAUGUAAUUCUAAAAAAUCCCAAUGAAAUUCCACAAAAAUCCCAGGAAAUCCCACAAAAUAAAAAAAAACCCUGAGAAAUCCCCAAAAAUUCCAAUGAAAUCCCACAAAAUUCCAAGGAAAUUCCAAAAAAUCCCAUGGAAAUCCCACAAAAUCCCAGAAAAACCCAAAACAUUUCAAGGAAAUCCUGGAAAAUUCCAGGAAAUCCCAAAAAUUCCCAAAAAAUCCUCAGGAAAUCCUGAAAAAUUCCCCCAAAAAAGCCCCAAAACCCUGGAAAAUCUCCCAAAACUCCAAGGAAAUCCCAAAAAAUCCUGAAAAAUUCUAGGAAAUAAAAAAAAAAAAAAAUUCUGGAUUCCCAAAAAAUUCCCAAAAAAUUCCAAUGGAAUUACUGGAGGGCAUUUUGGUGAUAAAUCCUGGAAAUUUUUUUGGGAACAAAUCCCUGGAAUUUAAGGGAUAAAUCAUUGGCAUUUUUGGGAUUUGGAGUUAAGUCCUUGAAAUUUGAGAUUUUUUUUGGGAAUAAAUCCCCAAAAUUUAGGAAUAUUUGGAAAAAAAAUCUCUGGACUUUAAAUUUUUUAAAUUUCAAUUAUUUUAAAUCCCUGGAAUUUGAGAUUUUUUUGGGAAUCCCUGGAAUUUGGGAUUUUUUGGGAAUAAAUCCCUGGAAUUUGGGGAUUUUGGGAAUCCCACCCAGAAUUCCCAAAUUUUUUUGGGGAGAAUUCCCCUUUUCCCACCCCAAAACCACGACAGGAACCCAAUUGCACUAAAGGGGGGGGUCGGGAAUUUUUGGGAAUUCUGGAAUUUUUUGGGAGGGGCUGUGAUGAGAACCCCCCAGUUUGAGGCAGCCCCGGGAAUUUCCACGGAUUUCACAUCCCAAAAAUCCUCCCCCAACCCCGCUGGAAUUACAGGAAAUUUCAGGAAUUUGGGAAUUUUGGGGGGGAAAACAUCCCGGAAAAUUGUUGUAUCAAUAAAAUUCCUUCUUGUUGUAA